CUGCACCUGAGCUCCAGUCAGUUCCAGAACCUGACACGUGCUUGCUCUUCUUCUUAUCUCCAACUCUGGGCCUGUAUCAACCUGACAACAGCUCCCGCAGCAGCAAUAACUGAGCUGACACCAACAGUUAUGACUGAAGUGACAACCGAAGCUAACUACUACUGCUGCGACAGAGCUCAAGAAGGAGAUUGCAGGGAGACAUGCAAAACU
This is a messenger RNA of Geodia barretti, 210 nucleotides long. NCBI's taxonomy places the organism in Eukaryota, Metazoa, Porifera, Demospongiae, Tetractinellida, Geodiidae. The record is from the annotation of a GenBank genome assembly.